AUGUACAGCAAAUUUCGACUCAAUACUCACCCACGCGGAUCUCUAUUGACCCUUGUCGAUAGGGAUGGUUCCACGCUCUACGAUAACGAAGGAGAUAGACUCCUCUUCGCAAUCAUCGAACAAAAUGACGUCUCAAUGUUAGACCAAUACUUUUCCUUGUCUCCCGGAUAUCCCUACCCUGGACCAGUUUUGUGCGAGGAUCCGUUCUGGAUUGCGGCCACUUGUGGGAGCACUGAUGUGCUACGCUGGAUGCUAGAACGAUUUGGCGACUUCUCGCGCACACCAGGACCCGCAAAACAGGUGUUCUCACUGCUAAAUCAAGCCUGCUACUACGCGAGAAUCGAGACUAUACUCUUCCUUUUGGAUAGCCAGCCUCCGUUUGGGACGGUUCAUGAUAGAGAAAUUUACGAUACUACCGCUUUGAUGUCCGCUGCAUGCUCUUUCAAUUUCCUAGGGUCAAUACAUCCGGACACCGAAGAAUGGAUUCGCGAUCGUAUCGCUCGAGGCGAGAAGCUGAUGCAUAUUCUUCUCGACCGAGGUGCCCCUACGCAAGAUGCUUCUUUCCCACACCGAGUCUCUGAUAUACAGCCAAGACAGCCUCAACAUACCGUUCUUGGGUUGGCUAUGUUGCGCGCUAGCUCUCCAUUGGUUAAACGACUGCUUAGCGGAGGAGCCGACGUACACAAUAAACAGCGGUAUUGGUACUGGACAUUUUGUGGGAAGAAUGAAUGCUCUCCGUGGGAUGUCACGGCGCUUCAUAUCGGCAGUUUGGGUUGGAAUUCGGACGGCAUUCAAGCGUUGCUUGAUGAUCGCGAGAUCACAGACUUAGUGCUAGCGCGUGAUAGCGAUGGCCGUCUACCAAUCCAUUGGGCGGCCAUAGGUCUCGAUGCGCGUGAGUGUGCACGCCCCGAUGAUGAUGUUGCUCUCCGAUUAGUCAACACAUUCAAAGUUCUUUUAUAUGGCAAACCAGACACCGUCAACGCCCCAGACUCUGAGGGAAUGACACCGCUUCAUCAUUUGGUUGCGCGCCACGCCUCGUGUAGUGGGAGCAAGCAUAUUGAGCUUGCAACUAAGUUCUUGUUAGACGCAGGCGCCGAUGUCAGUGCGCAAGAUAACGAUAAUCAGACCGUUCUCCAUAAACUUUGCACGCUCUGCAUGAACGGUGAUGAUGAAACUACCUUGCUCGAACUCUUGAUAGCACACGGUGCUGAUCCGAGACAUGUGGAUAAGAAUGGCCAAACAGCUCUACACUUAGCGUCCAGAAAUUUACAGCAGGUGCAGGCAGUGAAGGUCCUGCUUUGUCAUGGGGCUGAUUUUAAUGCUGUUAAUAUCCAAGGGAACACGGUGUUUCACCAGUGCAUAGGGGGUGGCGAUAUUCCCCUAGUGCGGUCCUCUGUUGAGAAGAUACGAGCACAGGAUGAGAUGAUUCGUGUUUUACACGAAGCGGCUGGGGGCGAGGACACUUUGAUGGAUCAACCCAAUACACAGGGUAGAACGCCGCGGCAAAUGAUGUUGGAUAAAAGGCGUGUAUGGCAAGAUAAGGAGGAGAGGAUCAGAACACCGUCUGGUCGUCGUGGUCGUGGUCGACCACGACGUGGUGGAUAA
This is a messenger RNA of Penicillium antarcticum, 1605 nucleotides long. RefSeq names its product ankyrin repeat domain-containing protein. The record is from RefSeq and is a predicted model, not a curated record. The transcript has a single exon. Lineage: Eukaryota; Fungi; Ascomycota; Eurotiomycetes; Eurotiales; Aspergillaceae. The coding region runs from base 1 to 1605 and encodes 534 amino acids. Gene Ontology annotation, cellular component: cytoplasm; nucleus. Gene Ontology annotation, molecular function: protein binding.